AUGGCCGCCAAACCCAAUUCCCGGCGUCCACCCCUAACAGUCCUCCGGGAACAGUUCCUCAGACCCAACCGCAACUCCAGACCUCCUCUCAGCUACGCCUCUCCUCCCAAACCCACCUCCUCCUCCUCAAAAUCCCAAUGCAGCAAAACCGCCCAAGCCAUGGCUUCCCUCAUCAACUCCACCCCAUGGUCACCUCACCUCCAGUCCUCCCUCUCCUCUCUCUCCCCCUCCAUCUCCACCACCACCGUCUCCCAAACCCUCCGCCGCAUCAAAACCCCCUCUCAAGCCAUCAAGUUCUUCAACUGGGUUGAAUCUCUCGGCUUCUCCCACACCUCCCACUCCUACUUCACCAUCCUCGAACUCCUCGGCCGCAACAGAAACCUCAACGCCGCUCGAAACUUCCUCUUCUCGAUUGAGAAGAGGUCCAACGGCAAGGUCAAGCUCGAGGACAAGUUCUUCAACAGCUUGAUCAGAAGCUACGGAGCAGCAGGGCUGUUUCAGGAGGCUGUGAAUGUCUUCAAGACAAUGAAGUCCAUGGGGAUUUCGGCCUCUGUAUUUAGUUUCAAUAGUUUGUUUUCGGUUUUGCUUAAGAGGGGUAGAACUAGUAUGGUGAGGAAUGUUUAUGAUGAGAUGCUUGGGAUGUAUGGAGUUGAGCCGGAUACGCAUACGUUUAAUAUUUUGAUCAGGGGGUUUUGUAUGAGCUCCAUGGUUGAUGAGGGGUUUUGGUUUUUUAAGGAAAUGGAGAGGUUUAAGUGUGAGCCGGAUGUUGUUACGUAUAAUACUCUUGUUGAUGGGUUGUGUAGAGAUGGAAAGGUGGAGAUUGCGAGGAAUGUGGUCAAGGGGAUGAUGAGUAAGAGCAGUGAAGGGGAGUUGAAUCAGUUGAAUCCGAAUGUUGUUACUUAUACGACUUUGAUUAGAGGGUACUGUGUGAGGCAAGAGGUUGAUGAGGCUUUGGGGGUGUUGGAGGAGAUGACUAGUCAGGGGAUGAAGCCGAAUGAGAUUACUUAUAAUACUUUGUUUAAAGGACUUUGUGAAGCAAAGAGGCUGGAUAAGAUUAAGGAAAUCUUGGAGGGGGCAAUGAGAGGUGAAGGAUUUACUCCUGACACGUGUACGUUUAACACGCUGAUGCAUUCACAUUGCAUUGCAGGGAACUUGGAGGAAGCAUUGAAGGUUUUCAGAAUGAUGUCAGAGUUAAAGGUCCCUCCAGAUUCAGCUACAUAUAGUGUUUUGAUACGCAGUUGGUGUGAGCGAAGAGAUUAUAGUAAAGCUGAGGAGUUGUUUGACGAGCUAUCCAAGAAACAAAUCUUGUUAAGUGAUUGUGGCUGUACGCCUAUAGUUGCGUCUUACAAGCCUAUAUUUGAGUACUUGUGUAGUAAUGGGAGAACUAAGAAAGCAGAUGAAGUGUUUAGGCAGCUACUGAAAAGAGGAACACAGGAUCCUCCAUCCUUCAAGACUUUGAUCAUGGGCCACUGUAGGGAAGGAACAUAUGAAGCUGGAUACAAGCUCGUAGUCUUGAUGCUGAGAAGGGAUUAUGUGCCGGAUGUCAAGAUUUAUGAUUCCUUAAUUGAUGGUUUCUUGGAGAAGGGUAAUCCCCUGCUUGCACAACAGACUCUUGAGAAGAUGCUGAAGAGCUCUCAUCUACCAAGAACGUCUACUUUCCAUUCUAUACUGGCAGCUCUUCUAGAAAAGCAUUGUGCCCGUGAAUCUGCAAGCCUUUUUAGUUUAAUGUUGGAGAAAAACUUUAGACCAAAUAUUGAUCUCUCAACAGAUCUUCUAAAGCUACUUUUCAGUGAGGGAUUGCAAGAGAAAGCAUUUAAGAUUGUAGGAUUGCUGCAUGAUGGUGGAUACUCGAUUAAAUUGGAAGAACUGGUCAAGUUCCUUUGCCAGAGCAGAAAGCUAUUAGAGGCAUGUGAGUUACUACAAUUCAGUCUGCGGAAGCAAGAAAAUGUCAGUAUUGAUAUUCUUGACCAAGUUAUAUUGGGGCUAUGUGAAAUCAAUAAGCUUCGAGAAGCAUUUGGCUUGUACUACGAACUGAUCGAGAAUGGUGACCAUGGGCAGUUGCCAUGCUUACAUCAUCUAAAAUCUUCCCUAGAGGUUGCAGGUAGAUCAGUUGAAGCUGACUUUGUCUCUAAAAGGAUGCCGAUACAUCAGCUGGUGGAUAAGUCUGGAAAGUCAAGACCUGAACUAUUUACAGCUCAUUUGGGCAUGGAUGAGAGAUUUCAGAUGUCGAAAGUACAAGGCAAUAGGAAUGGUUCUGCCAAGCAACUUCAUGUUCCUACACCAGGGAAGGCAACAGUUCUUGCAUUGGGUAAGGCCUUCCCGAGCCAAAUCAUCCCUCAGGAUUGCUUGGUCGAGGGCUACAUUCGCGACACGAAAUGUGCAGAUGUUGCCAUUAAGGAGAAACUAGAGCGACUCUGCAAAACCACAACUGUGAAAACCAGGUACACAGUGAUGUCAAAGGAGAUCCUAGACAAAUAUCCUGAACUAGCAACUGAGGGCACAACCACUAUCAGGCAAAGGCUUGAAAUCACAAACCCUGCAGUGGUAGAGAUGGCUUUUGAAGCAAGCCUUGCUUGCAUCAAGGAAUGGGGCAGACCGGUUGAAGACAUAACUCACAUUGUCUAUGUGUCCUCAAGUGAAAUAAGACUCCCUGGAGGUGAUCUUUACCUUGCCAGCAAGCUUGGCCUGAGGAACGACGUAGGUCGUGUAAUGCUCUAUUUCUUAGGCUGCUAUGGUGGUGUCACUGGCCUCAGGGUUGCCAAAGACAUAGCUGAAAACAACCCGGGAAGCCGGGUCUUGUUAACCACUUCUGAGACCACCAUUCUUGGUUUCAGGCCCCCCAACAAGGCGCGUCCUUAUGACCUUGUUGGGGCUGCACUUUUCGGAGAUGGAGCGGCGGCUGUGAUUGUUGGAAGCAACCCAGUUUGGGGCCAAGAGUCUCCUUUCAUGGAGCUUAACUAUGCUGUCCAACAAUUCCUCCCUGAUACACACAAUGUGAUUGAUGGAAGGCUCUCUGAAGAAGGCAUCAACUUCAAGCUGGGAAGGGACCUUCCUCAGAAGAUUGAUGAGAACAUUGAAGUGUUUUGCAAGAAACUCAUGGCAAAAGCUAAUCUCAAGGACUUCAAUGAGCUAUUCUGGGCUGUUCAUCCUGGUGGGCCUGCAAUCCUUAACAAGCUAGAGGGGACACUGAAGCUCACAAGUGACAAGCUUGAGUGUAGCAGACAGGCUCUGAUGGACUAUGGCAAUGUUAGCAGCAACACCAUUUUCUAUGUGAUGGAGAAGAUGAGAGAUGAGUUGAGGAAGAAAGAAGGGAGUGAAGAAUGGGGACUUGCAUUGGCUUUUGGACCUGGGAUUACAUUUGAAGGCAUUCUACUUCGCAGCCUCUGAUCUUAUGUGCUCUGAAGCUAUAUAUUGUCUCAAACGUAUAGGAGGAAUACUAUUAUGCUACAUCUAAGUUUGUUUUCUAGAAGAUGCAAGUCUUUCAAAUUUCAAUAUAGGAUGAAAAUGAAGCUUUUUACCUUUGUUUUUUUGGGCUAUGGAGAAAGAGAUGUAGCCAAAGGAUCAAUUACUAUUAACACUGGUUUGUGGGGGAUAUAUAUGAAUUUGGUAAU
Messenger RNA from Fragaria vesca subsp. vesca, 3611 nucleotides. RefSeq names its product pentatricopeptide repeat-containing protein At1g02060, chloroplastic-like. The record is from RefSeq and is a predicted model, not a curated record. Gene Ontology annotation, biological process: polyketide biosynthetic process. NCBI's taxonomy places the organism in Eukaryota, Viridiplantae, Streptophyta, Magnoliopsida, Rosales, Rosaceae. The transcript is spliced from 4 exons. The coding region runs from base 1 to 3387 and encodes 1128 amino acids. Gene Ontology annotation, molecular function: protein binding; acyltransferase activity, transferring groups other than amino-acyl groups.